AUGGAAGUGGAGAAAGUUAUGGCAAAGGAUGUUCUUGUUAAGAUAAUACCAGGUGAUACACAACCCGUGGAUGUGAUCAUCGGACGGACAUUCACUGAACUGCCACACUUAUACUAUAUUAACAGAGACAACAAACUGACAAUCAUUUACAAUGAGGAACAUCCGUUUGCAAAUAUGAAAGCGAUUGGAACAGAGACAUUACUACCUCUGCACAUACUAAAGUUGGAUGACCAAUCUGUUCAUUUACCAAAGGAGUUGGCGGUAUACACAGCGCAAGUUUACACAGUACAGCGACGAACACAAACAGAGGCUAGAACUGAACCUAUAGUUGUGACUGACUUGGCCAUGAGAAACCAACCCAGCGAAGUUGUAAAUGAACUAAUAAGUGUUCUAAAUGAUUACAGGUCAUGCAUCUCUAAAAGCAUCAGAGAGUUAGUUCUAACCAGCAGCAUGGAAUUGAACCUCAUGGAAAUACCAGGCAGACCAAUCAGAUCAAAGCCCUUUCGAACCAGCAACUUAGAGAUAUUUAGGCCAUGGAUACUUUCAGGUUUCCUUAACGUAAGAGGCAAUGAAGAAGACUGUUUUCAUCACCCCAGACGAGACAGGUCAGUUUACGAGGAUGGAAGGAACUGGAAUGAUUCGCGGAAAAAGUUGAUAGCUGUACGAGAGGCAUUAAAGAAAGCAGGCCGCACUAUCAUGCUUUCAAAGUGCGAAUUUCUGAAGAAGAAGUCGCAGAUCUGGCGAGCCAGAGGCUUUGUGGGUACUCCGUAUUUGAUGAAAAACUGUCUCAUGGAUGAAGCUAGAUUCCAGACUGUUUUUGUGGGUCCUGAAAUAGAAACAAGACCUGUCCAGAUAUAUGAUGAAAGAAGUAUUACUCCCAUGGAAUCGGAUGACAGGUUUCCCGUGGAAUCAGGUGUGGACGCACCUUUACUUGAAAGCGCGCGUUCGAAGUGCACGGUCGAUGGUGUUUGGCGAUUACAUGUAUCAGAGAUAGAACGUAAAACUUCACUCCAAUAUUUACUAGCAAAAAUGGUAUCGUCGCACGUUUACGCAAUCACAUUUUUCACAUUUUUGGUAUGUGGAGCUGGAGGCACCCUGAUUUAUAAGCUACACCAAAGACGAACAAAAAAAAGCAGGGAUAAAAUUUUAACUAUUCGGGUGAACAGAAAAUUAGGAACCCGCUUGUUUGGAGAGGAUGGAAAAACCAAAAAGGAAAUUGAAAAGGCGAGAAAUGUUGAUAUAACAUUGGAAGAUGAUGGGUGUCGUGAUAUGCUUAUCAUAAUAUCUGCAACAUCACAAAAUGAUUUAGAUAUUUGUCAACGAAUUAUUGCAAAGAAGUUAAAAGAUGAUGAUGCAAGACCGAGUUCAUUACGACCUUUUAAGGAAAAGAUUUGGAUAAGUUUACAUGCCUACAGAAAGCUUACAAUGAAUCCACGUUUGGAAAUUACUUCUUUUGAGUAUGAAGAUAACGUAAAAAUAGAUGUGGAAUUUCCACGUGAUGGUAGAAAUAUGGCUGGAAUACAAAUUUCAGGAGACAAUGAACAAGAUGUAAUGAAUGCUAAAGACAAAAUUCAAACUAAGGUUAAGGAGAUUGAUGAAUUAGAGCGUUCUUUAGAUGAAACAUCUGCUAAGCGUACCCCCAGGUUACCUACAACGGUUAAUAGCGGAUCGAGUGAAGUUGCAGUACCUGAACGAGAAAAACUUGAACCAGCUGGAGCCGAUGGGACAAUGGAAGUUUAUGUAUCAGCUUUGACUUCGCCACAUAGGUUUUGGAUGCAAAUUUUGGGUCCUCAAGCUGCUGCACUCGAUAACUUAGUGGAAACAAUGACUGAAUAUUAUAAUAAAGAAGAAAACAGAGAGUUGCACACAAUCAUAAGUCCUCAAGUUGGUCAAAUUGUUGCAGCCAUGUUUAACGUUGAUGGCAAAUGGUACAGAGCUCAGGUACAAGAAAUAAAACCCAAUGAUUAUGUUCCAUGUCAACCAGUGUUGGAUUUGUAUUUUGUAGACUAUGGUGAUAAUUGUUAUGCUGCGCCUAAUGAAGUUUUUGAACUACGGCCAGAUUUUUUGACUCUUAGAUUUCAAGCUAUAGAGUGCUUUUUGGCGAAUGUUAGUCCUCCCAAUGCAGUUGAUAGUAAUGAUAACAAUUAUCCAGAUGAAUCCAUUGAGAAGUUUGAGCAACUAGCACAUGUUGCGCGUUGGAAAAAAUUAUGGUCGCGUGUUGUUAGCUACAGAGAACGUGAUGGGGCAGUUCGAGCACCAUCUCCAAGUGAAAGCCUGGUUAUGAAGGGAUCUAACAUUGAUAGAUCAGUUCGUGAAGGCUCUCCUGUACCUGGUGUAGAAUUAUAUGAUAAUGAGGAUGGUCGCGAUAUAAAUAUUGCUGAAGAAUUAAUUCGCGGAGGAUAUGCAAGAGCAAUUCUUCCAUUUAAUGGAAGUUCAUUCAAUAAAUUGAAAACUAAUCAAGCAGGAGGCGAUGAUUUUUCGAAGCCAUCAGCCAAAACGACUAGAUUUGAAGAUAGUUCUAAAACUGAUAAAAAUAGUGUAUCUUCUGAUUUUGUAAAUCAGGAAAAAUCAGCAACGAAGAAACAACCGGCAACGACACCAAAUGUUGGCCGUAAAGACAUCGUGGAAGAAACUAAAUCCUUUAUUAGCGGAAUCUCUGAUGAGGCAGUUAAGGUAGUAGAACGCGUCAAACAGUCUACCGACAAAGGCGCUGAUGACUCUGUUCAAUCUGUCAAGGAUCGCGUUGCUAAAGUUCAAAGCAAGCUGGAGGAAACGAAAUCUUUCAUUGAUGGCAUUUCCAAAGACGCUGAAAAAAUAGCAGUAGACAGUAAAAACGCCGCUAAAUCAACUUCAGAUGAUAUUAAGCCAAAAGUAAAAAGCGCCAAGGAACGCGUAGCUAAUAAAGUUAACAAUGGCAAAAUUUCAGAAAAAAGUCCUCCAAAAACGAGUAAAAAUGAUGAAAAGUCAAGUAGUCCUAAGUCACCUUUAAAAUCAGAAGUUGAUUUUAUGCCCACAUUUAAUAAAACUGAAAAGGGUAAGAAGAUGCCACAGUCUCCUUCCGAAAUAAAAAAUCAAGCAACCGAUUUUUUGAAAACCGAACGCAAUUCUAAAAACGGAAUUUAA
This is a messenger RNA of Ctenocephalides felis (cat flea), 3123 nucleotides long. RefSeq lists its product as uncharacterized. The transcript has 17 exons. The coding region runs from base 1 to 3123 and encodes 1040 amino acids. Lineage: Eukaryota; Metazoa; Arthropoda; Insecta; Siphonaptera; Pulicidae. Gene Ontology annotation, biological process: spermatogenesis. The record is from RefSeq and is a predicted model, not a curated record. Gene Ontology annotation, molecular function: RNA binding.